Anolis carolinensis (green anole) is the source of this 2480-nucleotide messenger RNA. RefSeq names its product kelch like family member 25 (gene klhl25). The transcript is spliced from 3 exons. The coding region runs from base 180 to 1949 and encodes 589 amino acids. NCBI's taxonomy places the organism in Eukaryota, Metazoa, Chordata, Lepidosauria, Squamata, Anolidae. The record is from RefSeq and is a predicted model, not a curated record. Gene Ontology annotation, molecular function: protein binding.
GCGGUGCAGCUGGGCCUGCCUCCGAUUUGGGGGAAGCGACUGACUUCCAAGCCCCCGCUGGGAAGCUUGUGUCAUGUGAGGGGGGCGCCCGGGAGGGAUCUUCUGGGAUCUGGGAUCACCACAGCAGCAGCAGCAGCCGCCGAAGAAGAAGAGGCCAGGGAGAUCGCUGUCCGGUCAUCAUGUCAGUCAGCGUCCAUGAGAACCGUAAAUCCCGGACCAGUACUGGUUCUAUGAACAUCCUGCUGUUCCAUAAAGCUUCCCACCCAGAUUGUGUCCUCUCACAUCUCAACACCAUGAGAAAGCAUUGCACCUUCACUGAUGUCACCCUCUGGGCUGGGAACAAGUCCUUUCCCUGUCACCGAGCUGUCCUUGCUGCCUCCAGUAGAUACUUUGAAGCCAUGUUCAGCAACGGCCUUCGGGAGAGCCUUGGAGACGAAGUGAAUUUCCACGACAGCUUACACCCAGAAGUGUUGGAGUUGCUACUCGACUAUGCUUACUCAUCCAAGAUCAUCAUCAAUGAGGAGAAUGCUGAGUCUCUCCUUGAAGCUGGUGAUAUGUUGCAGUUCCAUGACGUCCGUGACGCAGCUGCAGAGUUCCUGGAGAAGAACUUAUACCCUUCCAACUGCUUAGGCAUGAUGGUCCUUUCUGAUGCUCACCAGUGCAAGAGGCUCUAUGAGCUGUCUUGGAGGAUGUGCCUGGUCAACUUUGAGACAGUCCAUAGGAGUGAAGAAUUCAACAGUCUCUCCAAGGAUACCCUGGUGGACUUAAUUUCCAGCGAUGAGUUGGAGAUUGAGGAUGAGGAGAAGGUCUUCAAGGCAGUCAUCCAGUGGGUCAAAUACGAUUUGGAGAAGCGAAAGACUUUUCUUCCAGAGCUGUUGAAGAAUGUGCGCCUGGCCUUGCUGCCUUCUGAAUGCCUCAAGGAAGCCAUGACCUAUGAGGAGCUCAUCACUGCCGAGGAUCAAAACAAGCAGAUCAUGGACGAGGCGCUUUGGUGCAAAAAGAAAAUCCUACAGAAUGACGGGGUGGUCAUGAGUCCUUGUGCCAAGCCUCGCAAAGCUGGGCAUACCUUGCUCAUUUUAGGGGGACAGACGUUCAUGUGUGACAAAGUUUAUCAGGUAGACCACAAGGCAAAAGAGAUCAUCCCCAAAGCAGACCUGCCUAGCCCCAGAAAGGAGUUCAGUGCAUGUGCCAUUGGUUGCAAAGUCUACAUUACUGGAGGGAGAGGCUCAGAAAAUGGGGUGUCCAAGGACGUCUGGGUUUAUGACACAGUUAACGAGGAGUGGUCCAAAGCUGCCCCCAUGCUUAUAGCCCGGUUUGGGCAUGGCUCAGCCGAACUGGAAAACUGCCUCUAUGUAGUUGGUGGGCACACUGCCGUGGCCGGGGUCUUUCCGGCCUCUCCCUCUGUUUCAUUGAAGCAGGUGGAGAAGUACGAUCCAGUUGUCAACAAAUGGACCAUGGUGGCCCCUCUGCGGGAUGGCGUCAGCAACGCCGCAGUUGUAAGUGCGAGGCUGAAGCUCUACGUCUUUGGGGGAACCAGCAUUCACCGGGAUAUGGUGUCCAAAGUCCAGUGCUACGAUCCAUCAGAUAACCGGUGGACCAUCAAAGCCCAGUGUCCCCAGCCAUGGCGCUACACGGCAGCUGCUGUUCUAGGCAGCCAGAUUUUUAUCAUGGGUGGAGACACAGAGUACACAGCAGCCUCUGCCUACCGUUUUGAUUGUGAAACAGAUCAGUGGACACGGAUCGGAGACAUGACAGCCAAACGGAUGUCCUGCCAUGCUUUGGCUUCAGGGAACAAGCUUUAUGUGGUAGGCGGUUACUUUGGGACGCAGAGAUGCAAAACACUGGACUGUUACGACCCUACCUCAGAUACCUGGAACUGUAUCACCACUGUACCUUACUCCCUCAUCCCUACAGCUUUCGUAAGCACAUGGAAACACUUACCGGCCUGACAGGGUUGUGUGUGUAUUUGUUGACAACUGAGGAGCUGAAGGAGAGAUGUGGCACCCAUAUGUCGGUACAGAUGUAGGAACCUGCACAAACAACUGGAAGGUACUGGCUUUACUAUACCAUCUCCCACAUUCCCCAGUUGGUGGUUCUCCUUGCACCAGUGUGGGGAUAGAUGUCAGGAUGAUCUAAGCUGUGUGAAGAAGCUGGAUGAGGACACGGAGUCUUCUCCCAGGAAGAGGGAACUGGACGUGUCCUCUCGAGGUGGUUAUGCAAGCACUGUAUGGGCACCACGUUGGUACCAGAGUUAGAAGAGAGCCCAUUUAAGAGCCAAAAGACCUCAAAGACUUACCAUUUCCCCACAAAUGUGUAAAACAUUGAAGAACCUGAAGCCUCUCUUCUGCCAUGUGAAUGAAGCACAGAUGUCUCUGAAGGGCUGGAAUAACGCUGAGGCAUUUUUGAAGCACAUUCUUCUGUUUGUACUUUGAUGUUCCUGGAGAUCUGACUAUUUUAAUUAAAAAAUGCACUAGACAGUU